GGCCUUUCCUCUUAACUACGGCGGCCGGGGGAGCUCAGGUGCCUGUGGCUGCGGCGCCGAGGUCGGAGCGUCUGCGUGUGGACGGGCUGCUUUUGGGGCGGCUGCUGCUAGAGCUGGAGCCUUUCCCGGUCAGUACAAAAGAUUUAACUUUACAGAAGAAUGCAAUCAAGUAAUGGCUUUUUCCUUAGAAUUUGAAUAUGGAGGCCACAGGAACAGAUGAAGUUGACAAGCUAAAAACUAAAUUUAUAUCUGCUUGGAACAACAUGAAAUAUAGUUGGGUGUUGAAAACAAAAACAUAUUUUAGUAGAAAUUCCCCUGUAUUAUUGCUUGGAAAAUGUUACCAUUUUAAAUUUGAAGAUUUUGUUUAUUUAUUCAUGAGAGACACAGAGAGAGAGAGAGAGGCAGAGACACAGACAGAGAGCGAAGCAGGCUCCAUGCAGGAGCCUGGACUCAGCCAUGUGGGACUCAAUCCCAGGUCUCCUGGAUCACACUCUGGGCCGAAGGCAGAUGCUCAACUGCUGAGCCAACCAGAUGAAAAUAAACUGUUACCUGCAAGAUCAGGAUGUACAAUAGAAGAUCAUGUAAUUGCGGGAAAUGUAGAAGAAUUUCGUAAAGAUUUUAUUUCAAGAAUAUGGUUGACCUACAGGGAAGAAUUUCCUCAAAUAGAAGGCUCGGCCUUCACUACAGACUGUGGUUGGGGCUGCACAUUAAGAACUGGCCAGAUGCUACUGGCUCAGGGACUCAUACUGCACUUUCUUGGUAGAGCUUGGACCUGGCCUGAUGCUUUGAACGUUGAAAAUUCAGACUCUGACUCAUGGACUUCCAACACUGUUAAAAAAUUUACUGCAUCAUUUGAAGCAUCACUUUCAGGGGAAAGUGAACUCAAAACCCCUACAGUUUCUCAGAAGGAAACAAUCAGGAGACAUUCUGAUGAUCGUGAAAUGCGAAAUGAAAUUUAUCACAGGAAAAUCAUCUCUUGGUUUGGUGAUUCCCCUUUGGCUCUCUUUGGUUUACAUCAACUAAUAAAAUAUGGAAAGAAGUCUGGGAAAAAAGCCGGAGAUUGGUAUGGACCAGCUGUGGUUGCUCACAUCUUAAGAAAAGCAGUUGAAGAAGCAAGACACCCUGAUUUACAAGGAAUAACUAUUUAUGUUGCACAGGAUUGUACAGUUUACAGUUCUGAUGUAAUUGAUAAACAAUGCACUUCCAUGGCCUCUGAUAAUACAGAUGACAAAGCUGUUAUUAUUCUAAUCCCUGUUAGACUUGGUGGGGAAAGAACCAACACCGACUACUUAGAUUUUGUAAAGGGUAUUUUAAGCCUUGAAUAUUGUGUGGGUAUUAUUGGUGGCAAACCUAAGCAGUCAUACUACUUUGCUGGAUUUCAAGAUGACAGUUUGAUUUACAUGGAUCCUCAUUACUGCCAAUCUUUUGUAGACGUCAGCAUAAAGGAUUUCCCUCUUGAGACAUUCCACUGCCCUUCUCCCAAAAAGAUGUCAUUUCGAAAAAUGGAUCCUAGCUGUACAAUAGGAUUUUACUGUCGAAAUGUUCAGGACUUCAAACGAGCUUCUGAAGAAAUCACUAAGAUGCUGAAAAUUUCUUCUAAGGAGAAAUAUCCCUUGUUUACUUUUGUAAAUGGUCAUUCCAGAGACUAUGAUUUUACAUCUACAACCAAUGAAGAAGACCUUUUCUCAGAGGAUGAAAAGAAAAGAUUAAAAAGAUUUAGCACAGAAGAAUUUGUCUUGCUCUAAAGAUUAGCAUAUUUGUGCUUGUUGAGAAGAAUUCCUCUGAAGGGGGAAAAAUGAAAAGAAAAAAGUUUACUUGAAACUGGCUUAUUUUCACACAUAUCUUAAUUUUAUAUGUUCUUUAAAAAAAAAAGAACAUUUGGAGAUACACAAGUUUUAAAGCUAUUUUUCUGAAAGAGAUUUAAUGAAUCUUUAUUUCUAAUAUCAAGUGAUUCUGGCUGCAUUUCUAUUUCCCAAAGAUCUGCUAACAAUAACUCUAACUUAAUUGUAAGCCUUCCAGUUUUCAAAUUCUUCCACCUGAGGCCACUAGUCUCUAUGAUUUUGUGAUAUAGGCCCCAAUAUUGGGAUCACCAAAUAGGUUCAAAAGCUUCUAUUUAUACUAACAACCAGAAGACCAGAGAAUGAAUUUUUCAGUGCUGCAGAGCCUCCUGAUAUUAAUCCAACCAAAGGAUACUUAUGGAUGUAUCUUGAUAUACUAAAUAGCAAUUGUUAGAUGUGAUAUGCAUAUAAUUAUAUAUGUAGAAUUGUGAGUUAAUGUAAUACUUAGCAAUAUGAUUUUAUAAUGGCUCCUCAUUUUGCUUGCUAUCAAGCCUUCCCUGAGGAGUGAAUAUAAAGUAUUGGUUUUCCCCAGAAAUUUAAAGGUUAUGUUAUUAAUAAUAACUUCCAAUCAAAUCAGAUAAAGGCAAUUUUAGGAUAGGAGUAGUAUUUGUUUCCUAUCUCAAGAAAUGGAUUUUUAUGGGAAUUCUGCUUAUUAAGGAGCUUUUAAAUCUAAAGAUAAGUACUAAGAAAGAUAACGAUAGAUGCUCCUCUAUGUGAUUUUUGCUAUUUGUAUGAAUCAGUGUAGUGGUGUUUAGAAGCUGAGGCUAUCUAUAAGGUAAAUCUACCUUAAGUGUAUUAUGUGUUACUGAAAGGCAAAUUUGUGAUAUAGAAAUAUGAGUUAUUAUUCAGCCAGGAUUAUGUACUUUAAUAAAGAUGUGAGAACAUAAAAUAUCUUUGUUUUGGUUUUAAUAGGAGUAUUUUAAUCUUUAAUUUGAAAAAAAUCAUUGUCUCAUAUGAAGUAUAUUUAUUUAUAAUGAAGUCAAGUAAUAUUGUUUCUCUGUAAGCAAAAUAUUAACUUAUUUUAUGGAGCUUUCAUGUUUCAGUGUGGAAAGGUGACUUACAAAGACAUAAAUUGUGUAUCAUUUAAAGUCAUUGAUCUCUUCAUUAGAAAGCCUAUUUAUUCAGGUUUAGAGUUGCAUGCAAAACUAAAACAGAGAGGGCAGAUUGCUUUAGUAUGCCUGAUGAGAAAAAUCAGGUUUGGCAUUUCUAUGAGGACAGUUUAUUGAAUUGAUAUAAAUGGCCUGAAAUCUAAAAUUUUCCUUUACUCCAGAUAAAAUCUGGACAAAUUAAGUCCAGUACUAAUUUUCCUAGAAUGUCAAAGCAGUACAAUAAAAUAAGAAGCCAGUAGUAUGCCUGAUUUUAUGUACUGCAGUUGUCUUGUCUAAAUUAUUGCAGUUUGUUCUUUAUAUACACCUGCAGUAUUCACAGGAUUUUACAACAAAGACAUCAAAUGAGAGUACCCAAACCUUCAAAUGAAUCAGGACUGAUUGUUGUAAGUAUUCUCUUACAAGAACUAUAUAAAAGUUUAGACUUCUACUAUUGCAUUCUGUUAUUUUCUCAGCAUAUUUACGGAUCAUUUAAGUGGUUAAUAUUAGAUGUGGCCAAAGUUGAGAGGAGGCAGAAACUUCCUUUACAUUGAAUUAUACUGAAAAUACUCAGAAUGCUGUGCAGACAAAACAAACCAAUCUUACAAUAGUCUUCCCUAUGACUGAGAGUAAAUGUGUACAAAAUGAUCAGCAAUAGUAUGCACAUAAAAAGUACUUAAUACUGUGUAUAGGGGAUCCCUGGGUGGCUUGGCGGUUUAGCGCCUGCCUUCGGCCCAGGGCGUGAUCCUGGAGUUCCAGGAUCGAGUCCCACACCAGGCCCCUGCAUGGAGCCUGCUUCUCCCUCUGCCUGUGUCUCUGCCUCUCUC
Nyctereutes procyonoides (raccoon dog) is the source of this 3750-nucleotide messenger RNA. It is a transcript of the gene ATG4C, whose product is annotated as autophagy related 4C cysteine peptidase. The record is from RefSeq and is a predicted model, not a curated record. The transcript is spliced from 12 exons. Lineage: Eukaryota; Metazoa; Chordata; Mammalia; Carnivora; Canidae. The coding region runs from base 198 to 1745 and encodes 515 amino acids. Gene Ontology annotation, molecular function: protein-phosphatidylethanolamide deconjugating activity.